AGGGAGGGAGGCUGGUGAAGCCACGGAUAUUCAUGAAGACGCCAAGUGUUUUUGUUCUCUCGCUGUGGUGACACGCUGAUAGUCUGCAGAGAGAUGGAGGGAGCGAGGAUGAGACAAGGGGAAGGAGACGAGUGAAAGCAAGACGAGGCCCAGCCCAUCUUGCCAUUGAUCUUGAGGUGAUCAAGGGGACUCUACACCGAAGAGGACACACUGACAAGGAUUUGUGGAUGGAUCCUGGCAUAUUAAAACCUGGAAUUUUGACAUCUGGACUUCUUAGAUAAACCAAUCCUAUUGGACACUUCUCCCUAUGCAGAAUUUGGAUCUGACUAACUAAUCAAGCAACGGAAAACUUAUAAGUCUCCCACGAGCUGGAUCUGGAUUAGUGGUUGUUGCAUUCAUGUGGGAUCAGGUUUACAACUUGGAAAUGUCAUGCGAACAAUACUUCAAGUCGGAUAAACAUUUUAGGAAUUUGGGAAAAUGUUUUCUUCAGCACUGACAUCAUGAACUCUGACCUGGAUAUACCAUUGGCUUGUCUGUCCAAAACAAGACGACAUACAGGCGGACUUAUUUUUUCCCCAGAAACUUAUAGCAUACGCUAAAAUGGAGUGAGAGUUUUCUUUUGUUCCACCUUUGGCUUGUUUAAAAAAAAAAAGAUCCAAACAAAGGCUUCCAACUCGGACAGAACCUGGACCCUCAAAGGGGCACUUCAAUGCACCUUUAGCAUUUAACGGCAGGUUGGGCGCCCUGUGUCAGCUAUCUGAAGACUGUGGUGGGGACAGAGGUGGUUGGCUGGCUGAGUCAGCUCUAAUGGGGGCCGGUUGUGAACCGGUCUGACCCCGGUUUGACCUUGCAGUGACCUUUGACCUCCGGUCCUGGCUCUCCACCUGCUCUGCUGCCUGGGUUCCGGAACGCUCCGCCCUGGGGCCCAGAACGAGCCAAUCAGGAUGAAGAAGAGCCGCAGCGUGCUGUCUGUGACUGGAGAAGAGGGUAAUGACACAGAUAUAACAGGUUCUGGGGAGAAGGCGGAGUCAUCUCGAUACAGCCGAUCUUAUACGUCUGGGGCCACAUUGGGGGCUGAGCUACGCAGAGGGAGGAGCAGAAGACUCUCAUCUAGUCUCCAGGUACCCUGCUGGCUCCGCCCUCGAGACCGCACUCGUUCACCGGAGGUCCUGAGCAACGUGACACGUCCAACAACUCUCCCCCUCCGCAUCCCGCCACGCAUCUCCAUCACACAAGCAGACACUGAUGGUUACGAAGCAGAAAAUGGCGUGUCACCAGGUCACACCCCUCUGGGUUCGCAGAGUCCAAGCCUCACCCUGCACACCCCCUUUCCCCACGGCCAGAGAAGAGAGUCCUUCCUUUACCGUUCAGACUCGGACUACGACAUGUCGCCCAAGACGGUCUCACGUAACUCCUCUCUCGCCAGCGAAGGGCACACCGGAGAGGAUUUCAUUGUCACACCUUUUGCUCAAGUAUUGGCCAGUCUGCGAUCAGUACGGAGCAACUUCACCAUUCUUGCCAACCUCUCCACACCACCAGUCAAAAGGUCUCCUCUGGACGGAGUGUGUGUCAGUCCCAGGGCGUUACUAUCAGACCAGCAGUACCAGCAGCUCGCUCUGGACACACUGGAGGAGCUGGACUGGUGCUUGGACCAGCUGGAGACCAUUCAGACACACCGCUCAGUCAGCGAAAUGGCCUCCAACAAGUUCAAGAGGAUGCUGAAUAGAGAGCUGUCCCACCUGUCAGAGAUGAGUCGCUCUGGUAACCAGGUGUCUGAAUACAUCUCCAGCACCUUCAUGGACAAGCAGAACGAGGUGGAACCCCCGUCCCCUACUCUGAAAGACAAAUCUAUGAGUCACAUCAGCGGAGUGAGGAAGCUGUCUCACAGCUCCAGCCUCUCCAGUUCUUCAAUGCCUCGCUUCGGUGUCAACACGGACCACGAGGAUGAGCUUGCCAAGGAGUUGGAGGAUUUGGACAAGUGGUGUUUUAACAUAUUCAGAGUAGCAGAAUUCUCCAACAACAGACCUCUCAGCUGCAUCAUGUACACCAUCUUCCAGGAGCGAGAGCUGUUGAAGACAUUUCGUAUCCCAGUCGACACCUUUGUCACUUAUGUAAUGACCCUAGAGGACCAUUACCAUGGAAACGUAGCGUACCACAACAGCCUCCAUGCGGCAGACGUCACCCAAUCCACACAUGUCCUCCUGUCCACACCUGCUCUUGAUGCUGUCUUCACUGACCUGGAGAUCCUCGCUGCUCUGUUCGCUGCAGCUAUCCAUGAUGUAGACCACCCCGGAGUUUCCAAUCAGUUCCUCAUCAACACCAACUCGGAGCUGGCCCUUAUGUAUAACGAUGAGUCCGUUUUGGAGAACCACCACCUUGCUGUAGGCUUCAAGCUUCUGCACCAGGAAAACAGUGACAUCUUCCAGAACCUCACCAAGCGACAGCGCCAGAGCCUUCGCAAGCUCGUUAUUGAUAUGGUGUUGGCCACAGACAUGUCUAAACACAUGACCCUAUUGGCCGAUCUGAAGACCAUGGUGGAGACCAAGAAGGUGACUAGCUCUGGUGUGCUGCUUCUGGACCACUACACAGAACGGACCCAGGUGCUGAGGAACAUGGUGCACUGUGCAGACCUGAGCAACCCCACCAAGGCGUUGCCAUUAUACAGACAGUGGACGGAGAGGAUCAUGGAGGAGUUCUUCCGACAGGGUGACAAGGAGCGAGAGAGAGGGAUGGAGAUCAGCGCCAUGUGCGACAAACACACCGCCAUCGUAGAGAAGAGCCAGGUGGGUUUUAUUGACUACAUCGUCCACCCGCUGUGGGAGACGUGGGCUGACCUGGUGCACCCGGACGCCCAGGAGCUGCUGGACACGCUGGAGGAGAACAGGGAGUGGUAUGUGAGCACCAUGCCCCAGUCUCCCUCGCCUCCCCCGGACAGACACCUACAGCACGACCGCUUCCAGUUCGAACUCACCCUGGAGGACCUGGAACACAACAACCACAACCACGUUCACCUGGGGAGCAAUGGCGGGACAGACAUCUGCAAUGACAUCGGCGUCUCAGACCGAACACACGGCGGUGGAGAAACAGAGAAAGAAGACGAGCAGAAUCACAACAGCAAGCACAACGGAGUCCAGGGUGAAGAUGAGGAGGAGAAUGGAGAAAGAGAGGGAGAAGGAGAAGAGGAGGAGGCGAAGGAUAACGGAGAGGAAGAGGGGGAGGAGACUGUAGAAGGAGAGGAGGAAGAAGAAGAGGAGGCGAAGGAGAAUGGAGAGGAAGAGGGGGAGGAUACUGGAGAAAGAGAGGGAAAAGAGGGGGAGGCGAACAAGAAUGGAGGGGAAGAGGGAGCGGAGACUGGAGAAGGAGAGGAGGAAGAAGAAGAGGCGGCAGAAAUGGAGGACAAAGUUGAGGUCGGAGAAACAGCAGAUGUCGAAGAGGAAGAGGAGAAAGGAGAGUUGGAAGAAGCAGAAGAGGAGGAGGUGCCAGUUGAGGAUGAAGCUGGAAAGGAGGAAGAAGAUGAAGAUGAAAGUUAGUUGGGUGUAAAAACAUAAAUUGACAGGCUCAGCGAAGAAAGGUUAACGAGAGAUAAAAAAAAAAGAAAAGAAAGUGUGGCCGGAAAAGGCAUCGACACAUGUCAGGGAGACUGUCGAGGAGGAGGAAGAGCUGAAGAUGCACUUCUUUCCAGAUAACGGUCUCUGGCCCCUUUAUCGAGUGACGCUCUCAGCUGAAAGCUCAACUACAGACGUCUUAAACCAACUUCCCAGCUCGCAGGCGGACAGCAAAGCACGGGACACAAAUACAAAACCUCCGCCGGAGCAAAAGCCUUCCUGAAGGGCCAGAUCGUUGCGGCGUCUUGAUGAACUGGUAGUGCCAGAAAGACUUCACGUCUUCAUCAGCCGGUAUCUGUACAUUCAUCACUGCCAUAGGGAAUGAAAUGGGGGACAUGAAGAGGGGGGGGGGGGGAGGGGAAUCUGUUUUCCCUACCUUUUGAGCUCCUAAACUUAAAAUGAAAAUGCGCACAUGCAAAUAAGCGCGUGCCUGUUCUCCCGAUCUCAUGGACUACUACCCAUCAUCUCUCUGUCACUGUCUUGUUUAUGAGGAAGAUAACCACACAUACACACACACACACACACACACACACACACUCACAAACAGACCAAAAAACUGUUAAAAGAAUGUCAACUUCCUCUUCUUUUGUCAGAAAAAAAAAAGUCUGGAAAGUGUCCGUCGUCUUAUAUUUACUACAUCUUUCCACUUGUGAUCAGGAUGCUGAGAACAGAUUUGGGCUCUGGUCUAGGAACAGUUCAACCUCCUCACAUACUAACCUUAAAGCAACGAUGCUGGAUUUCAGAAUAAUAUCUGGACUGUUUUGUCAAAGUAGAAACUUUCGCUGUCCAGCUCAAAAGGCUGAGCUGUUGUACAUGUCGAUGUCAGUUCAUGUUAAAAAAAAACAAACAAACACCCAGUAUUCAUCCCUUCACGACAGUUUCACCACUCCCAGACUGUGAGUUUGAUUCCCGGGUGAAUCGUGCCAAACUGACCCAGGACCAGCACUGAGCAAUUAAAGCCUUCCUUCAAACAAGGUGGCUACUUGUCUGUGAAGCAAUGAACCGUGGGACCAGGGUAACGGGUGUGAUGGUCUUCCACAAAUCCCUUUUUUUCUUUGUUUUGUUUUUUGUAAAAAUGGUAUUUGGCACUUUAUCUAACACCCCUGUUACAUAUAUGUACAUAAAAAAAAACAUGUAUUUUAAUCUGCUGAUGUCAUAAUAAAUGAUCAAUAAAGUUGA
Messenger RNA from Etheostoma cragini (Arkansas darter), 4784 nucleotides. RefSeq names its product cAMP-specific 3',5'-cyclic phosphodiesterase 4C-like. Bases 945 to 3530 code for a protein of 861 amino acids. Gene Ontology annotation, molecular function: 3',5'-cyclic-AMP phosphodiesterase activity. The transcript is spliced from 18 exons. Gene Ontology annotation, biological process: signal transduction. Gene Ontology annotation, cellular component: cytosol; perinuclear region of cytoplasm; nucleus. The record is from RefSeq and is a predicted model, not a curated record. NCBI's taxonomy places the organism in Eukaryota, Metazoa, Chordata, Actinopteri, Perciformes, Percidae.